CGGAAGUUUUGAAAGAAUGAAGUAAACAGAGGAGUUAGCGCAGAUAUUCUCAAAUUUCCAACUCUCGCAGGUAGACCAACGGCGGUCAUUUGUUAUACGUAAAGGAAAAAGGCAGGAUUCUUGAGUGUUAAAAAUGAACAACAUAUCCCCUGAGGUUGCAUUGCACCGUAUCUCGCCAGAGCUGCGGCCCUUACUGUGCAGCGUGGUGCGGAAUGGGCGUGUGGGGCUUGACUCAACAAACUGUCUCCGUGUCACAGAUCUGAAGACAGGAUGUACUUCUCUGACCCCUGGUCCCUGUUGCGAUCGCUUCAAGCUUCACAUCCCAUAUGCUGGAGAGACCCUGAAAUGGGACAUCAUUUUUAACGCCAGGUAUCCAGAACUACCACCAGAUUUUAUUUUUGGGGAGGAUGCAGAGUUUCUCCCUGAACCCUCAGAACUUCCGCAUUUGGUCCGGUGGGACACCGGCGACUCGGAGUGCUUGCUUCAGCUGGUGAAGGAGCUCAUCCAGCAGUACCACCAGUACCAGUGCCAGCGUCUGCAGGAGAGCUCCAGGCUGCUGUUCGAGUACGACAGCUUGCUGGAUGACCCCAACUACGGCCACAACAUGGAGAUCUACGCUGGACGCAAGAACAGCUGGACAGGAGAAUUUUCAGCACGUUUCCUCCUUAAGCUCCCAGUGGACUUCAGCAACAUCCCCGUCUAUCUCCUGAAGGACACGGCGUUGGACCCUGGCGAGGAUGUGGCCCUGCUGUCGGUGAGCUUCGAAGACGCAGAAGCCACCCAAGUGUUUCCCAAACUCUACCUCUCCCCCAGCAUCGAACAUGCUCUUGGAGGUUCCUCGGCACUUCAUAUCCCAGCAUUCCCCGGCGGAGGCUGCCUCAUUGACUACGUUCCUCAAGUGUGCCAGUUACUCACAAACAAGGUGCAGUACGUCAUCCAAGGCUACCACAAGAGGAGGGAGUACAUUGCCGCUUUCCUCAGCCACUUUGGAAUGGGAGUGGUCGAGUACGACGCCGAGGGAUUCACAAAGCUCACUCUUCUACUCAUGUGGAAAGACUUUUGCUUCCUAGUACACGUGGACCUCCCACUGUAUUUUCCCAGAGACCAGCCCACGCUGACCUUCCAGUCGGUGUACCACUUCACCAACAGCGGGCAGCUCUACUCGCAGGUACAGAAGUCGUAUCCCUACAGUCCGCGUUGGGACGGCAACGAGAUGGCCAAGAGGGCCAAGGCAUACUUCAAGAGCUUCAUCCCUCAGUUCCAAGAGGGAGCCUUUGCCAAUGGGAAACUCUAGUACUCUCUAGUUUAAUAGCGUGCUUGGAGAGUUGCCUGUGAGAGGGAGUGAGUGCACAUGCCUCUGUGAAUGUGAAUCUAUGUGUGUGUGUGUGUGUGUGUGUAUAUCUGUGUGUGUGUGUGUGUGUGUGUGUGUGUGUGUGUGUGUGUGUGUGUGUGUGUGUGUGUGCGUGGAGGCGGUUUGAUGACAUUUAAAUGUACUGUGACAGUUUAGUGAGAAUAAGAGUUUGUUUAUCUCACACACACACAAACACCCCUUUGAAUUCCUAAUUUUCUCAUCAUGACAUUUGUGCUUCUUUUUCAACACCUCCGUUUUCUAUCUAUUAAAUUUGUAGAGAGAACACCACUUGUUUUGGUGUCAUAAAGGUUUCGAAUGUGCAGUCCACACGCCGCCACUUGCCACCCACUGAAAGAAAAACACUCGAACACGCGCCAUCUCUCAUUGGUUGCAGUCAACUGCAGAGGGCCCGUAAAUUGUGGGGUAGGAAACCCCAAAUUGUUUUACUGAGAAUCGACGCAGCAGCCCCAAACAGAUCUCUCCCAGUCUCUCCCUCGCCAAACAAUCGCCGGUAUUGUUUCAUUAUGUUUAAUGAUGUCAGCUGGCCCUUAAGCGAAUUCAGCUUAUUAAAGUUUCUCAUCUCAGAAAUGCUGUAGUGUGCAAUGAUAGUUUGUUGAUAUGUAAACUGUAUGUAAAGCACGAGCAUCAUGUGAAUUGAUUUGUGGAGGUAUGAGAUCAGGUCAGGGAAACUGUGUGUACUCAAAGUUUGUUUUUAACAAUCAGAUAUAAUUGUCCUUUCUACUCCUAAUUGUGCCCCGUCUUUAAUGUAAAAAUGCUAACCUGCCUGCCUGCCGUGAGCGGAGCCGUCGUGACGUUGAAGAUGUUUUUAUUUGUACCGUGUCGUUCCUCAACAUCCUGUGAUGUCAUUUAUUGGCACAUUGUCAGCACUGUAAGUCAGUUGAUAAUAUUUUCUGGUGUGUUUUUUUUUUUUCAUCCCUGUUUCAUCUCAGAAAAUAAACCUGGCAAUGAA
Messenger RNA from Lampris incognitus (smalleye Pacific opah), 2321 nucleotides. RefSeq names its product BRISC and BRCA1 A complex member 2 (gene babam2). Gene Ontology annotation, cellular component: BRCA1-A complex; BRISC complex. The record is from RefSeq and is a predicted model, not a curated record. Lineage: Eukaryota; Metazoa; Chordata; Actinopteri; Lampriformes; Lampridae. Bases 134 to 1294 code for a protein of 386 amino acids. The transcript has 12 exons. Gene Ontology annotation, biological process: double-strand break repair.